GGCGUCGCGGGGCGGGGCCGGGCGGCUCGUCGCCGAUCGCACGAUGUGACGCGCCGCCCGAGGCAGGCCGGGCCUGGAAGAUGGCGGCGAGCACCGCGAGCGGCUCGGCCCGGCAGUAGCGGCGGCACGGACUCGCCGCGGGGCCGCCGCCCCGGGAGUGGCAGCAGCGGCGGCGGGACUCGAGGAUGGUAAAAUGACGCAGGGGAAGAAGAAGAAACGGGCCGCGAACCGCAGUAUCAUGCUGGCCAAGAAGAUCAUCAUUAAGGACGGAGGCACGCCUCAAGGAAUAGGCUCUCCCAGUGUGUACCACGCGGUCAUCGUCAUCUUUUUGGAGUUUUUUGCUUGGGGAUUACUGACGGCACCCACGUUGGUGGUGUUACAUGAAACCUUCCCUAAACAUACGUUUCUGAUGAAUGGCCUGAUUCAAGGAGUCAAGGGUCUGCUGUCCUUCCUCAGCGCCCCGCUCAUCGGUGCUCUUUCUGACGUCUGGGGCCGGAAGUCCUUCUUGCUGCUGACGGUGUUUUUCACCUGCGCCCCGAUCCCUUUAAUGAAGAUCAGCCCGUGGUGGUACUUCGCCGUCAUCUCUGUGUCUGGGGUGUUUGCAGUGACGUUCUCCGUGGUGUUCGCAUACGUGGCGGACAUAACCCAAGAGCAUGAAAGAAGCAUGGCCUAUGGACAGGUCUCCGCCACGUUCGCCGCGAGCUUGGUGAUCAGCCCUGCCAUCGGCGCAUACCUGGGCCGGGUGUACGGGGACAGCCUGGUGGUGGUCCUGGCGACGGCGAUCGCGCUGCUGGACAUCUGCUUCAUCCUGGUGGCUGUGCCCGAGUCUCUGCCUGAGAAGAUGCGGCCCGCGUCCUGGGGGGCACCCAUCUCCUGGGAGCAGGCCGACCCCUUCGCGUCCCUGAAGAAGGUGGGCCAGGACUCCAUCGUGCUGCUCAUCUGCAUCACCGUGUUCCUCUCCUACCUCCCGGAGGCGGGCCAGUACUCCAGCUUCUUCCUGUACCUCAGGCAGAUAAUGAAGUUUUCACCAGAAAGUGUGGCGGCCUUUAUCGCGGUCCUCGGCAUCCUCUCCAUCAUUGCGCAGACCAUAGUCUUGAGUUUACUCAUGAGAUCCAUUGGAAAUAAGAACACCAUUUUGUUGGGCCUGGGAUUUCAGAUCUUACAGCUGGCGUGGUAUGGCUUCGGUUCAGAACCUUGGAUGAUGUGGGCCGCAGGGGCCGUGGCCGCCAUGUCCAGUAUCACCUUUCCUGCCGUCAGCGCACUCGUGUCCCGAACUGCUGAUGCCGACCAACAAGGUGUUGUUCAAGGGAUGAUAACAGGAAUUCGGGGGCUGUGCAACGGUCUGGGACCGGCUCUCUAUGGGUUCAUUUUCUACAUAUUCCACGUGGAACUGAAAGAGCUGCCAAUGACAGGAACGGACUUGGGGACAAACACCAGCCCACAGCACCACUUUGAACAGAACUCCAUCAUCCCCGGCCCGCCCUUCCUCUUUGGAGCCUGUUCGGUGCUGCUGGCUCUGCUGGUGGCCUUGUUUAUCCCGGAGCACACCAACCUCAGCCUGCGGUCCAGCAGCUGGAGGAAGCACUGUGGCGGCCACAGCCACCCUCAUAGCGCACAGGCGCCAGGAGAAGCCAAAGAACCCUUACUCCAGGACACGAACGUGUGAGCGCGGCCGGCCCGGGAGCCUUCUCCAGCUGCACCAGGCUGACUGCGCCCGAGUGCUGAUGUACAUUCCACGUCACCUCCACACUCUAGGGGUGUCUUAAGGAACGGAUCUGCAUGGACUCCGGGGAACUAAAGAAAGAACUGGACAGUUUUCCAAAGAUGUUACAAUUUCUUUCGAAAAGAAACCUUUUGUUUAACCGCACCACUUCCUUGCCACCAAGCUGUUUAUUAUAUAUGUCCUUUCAUUAAAGCUCUAUCUGUGACUUCUUAGAUACUAGCAGCGUCUCUGCUACCAUCCCAGGUAUGGGCUUUAGGCUUAUCCACAUCACAGCGGAUGGAGCAGAGGCGUGGCUGGGGGCCUGCUCGCUUUAACCUUGUGAAACCUGGGUCAAAUGAUUCAAAGCCUUAAAUGCAGAUGCACUAAAGGAAUGGUAAGGGAACGGUCUGCAGGAGAGAAACUCGAGAGAAUUAUACUAAACCUGAAUCAUGUUUCAAGCCUGUUUGUAGUCCUUUUAAACAUUCUUCACUACUGUUUUUAAAAUAAAACGUCAGCCAUGUUUCAUUCAGUUGAGUGUUGGGAGCCUGUAACCUACAUGUUGGCUCAGUUGUUCCCCAGCUCCUACACCACUACCCUUUCAUGUUCGCAAAAUCAUAACCUCAACACUUGAACACAUAACCGAAACCUAUAGUCAAGCUGGUAGCCUUGAAAACGUCCACGUGAUGUCUAAUGUAAAUACAUAUAUAUAGUGGCCUUUCAGGACUGUCACAGUAACACUUACUUACAGAGCUAAUGUGUGUCCUACAUUUUCAGGACCCUAGAGAGAGCUUUAUACGAUUCCUGAUGUGAAUUUCUCUAAAGUGUAUAUUUUUGUGUCCAGUUAUAUUAUUUAAAAAAGUGUUACUUUGUAAAAAUUGUACAUAAAGUAUUGUAUAGUUUACAGGGUUUUCAUCUUGUGUGUGAUUAUUGCUUAAUGCUUUUUAAACUUGGAACAUUCACUUAUGGUUAAAUAAGGUCUUAAAAAAUGUAAAUACUCUGUUAAUAAAAUUAAAUAUUUUAAUGAUUUUUAAAAGAAA
Molecule: messenger RNA, 2739 nt
Organism: Myotis daubentonii (Daubenton's bat)
Lineage: Eukaryota; Metazoa; Chordata; Mammalia; Chiroptera; Vespertilionidae
Gene: SLC71A1
Product: solute carrier family 71 member 1
Biological process (GO): transmembrane transport
Cellular component (GO): membrane
Molecular function (GO): transmembrane transporter activity
Source: RefSeq, a predicted model, not a curated record